AUGGGACCUCUAACUAAACAAAACUCAGAGCUAGGAGCUACUAUAAAUCUUAAAACUAAACGUAUGUGUGGCAUGCCUCCAAAGGAAAAGGACAACAAAGCCAUGCAAAUAAGAAAUAAUGAGUCAGAGGUGAAUUUAGACCUCAUUGUGCCUCAAGCAAUACACACGAUUUGUGUAUUCCCCAUGUUUGCAAGCAUUUCCUUCGGGUACUCCAGUUUCUUUCCAUACUACAAAAAUAUAAUGUGCUUCACCCAGAUGUACUUUUUUAUUCUGGCUGUUUCCACAGAGGAUCUUCUUAUAUUCAUUAUGGCAUAUGACCGGUAUGUUGCAAUAUGUAAUCCUUUACACUAUCACAAUAUUUUAAAUAGGAAAAACUGUAUGUUAUAUGUAUCUAGUAUUUGGAUAUCAGGAUUCUUGAAUUCAUUUGUGGUUACAUCUUCAGCAUCAAAAAUGUCAUUUUGUCCUACAAAUACCAUGCAUCAGUUUUUCUGUGAUCCCAAAGCUCUGAUUAACAUCUCCAGUGCUGGCAGUGAGGACUUUUAUAUUGUCAUCUAUCUAGAAAUGUUGAUAUAUGCAUUUUUCCCAACCACAUUCAUUUCAGCAUCUUAUAUAAAAAUUAUGAGGGUCAUCCUGCAGAUAAAAUCUAAGGACGGCAGACAAAAAGCCUUCUCCACCUGCUCAUCCCACCUCACUAUCAUAAUUAUUUACUAUACAACAGCUAUGGCUGUGUACAUGGUGCCUCCAUCAGAAUACUCGAAUGUCCUAGAGCCAGUCCUUUCAGCUGUGUACGUAGUUGUAACACCCAUGAUCAAUCCUCUCAUCUACAGUUUACGAAAUAAAGAUGUGAAAAGAGCUAUGCUAAGAAAAAUAGGAAUAAAACAAAGAACAGUUAAUUUCAGCUAA
Molecule: messenger RNA, 903 nt
Organism: Pseudophryne corroboree (corroboree frog)
Lineage: Eukaryota; Metazoa; Chordata; Amphibia; Anura; Myobatrachidae
Product: olfactory receptor 1-like
Exons: 3
Coding region: 1-903 (300 amino acids)
Biological process (GO): G protein-coupled receptor signaling pathway
Cellular component (GO): membrane
Molecular function (GO): olfactory receptor activity; odorant binding; G protein-coupled receptor activity
Source: RefSeq, a predicted model, not a curated record